Molecule: messenger RNA, 2808 nt
Organism: Humulus lupulus (European hop)
Lineage: Eukaryota; Viridiplantae; Streptophyta; Magnoliopsida; Rosales; Cannabaceae
Exons: 6
Coding region: 1-2808 (935 amino acids)
Source: RefSeq, a predicted model, not a curated record
AUGGCGAUUGAUAAGAGUUGGACGAAGUUGAGAAAUCGUGCAUGUGAUGUUUAUUGGGAUGGUCUCCAAAAUUUCAUUAAUAUGGCGUCACAACACAAAGAUUGUGAUGGGAGAAUAAGAUGUCCAUGUGUCAGAUGCAUGAAUCUUAGACUGCAAACUUUGGAUGUCGUUCAAGCACAUAUAUUCGAUCGGGGUUUCCAACAGAGUUAUGAACAGUGGAUUUAUUAUGGGGAAGUCGAGGAAGAUGUUGAUGAUGAAGGGAUGGAUGAGAAUGAGCCCGUAGAUGAAAUGCGAGAUGUCGUUGAUGAUUUCCUUUUACCGAACAAUGCUGAAGAAGCUAACAGUGGAAUGGGUCAGUACUAUGACGAGUUAUUCGACGAGAUUGAAGCUGAGUUGUAUUCGGGUUGUGAUUGGAUAUCAUCGCUAAACUUUUUAGCUAAGCUGAUGCACUUGAAAGUGAGGGGGAAGAUACCGAACAACACAUUUGAUGAAUUGUUGAAAUAUGAUUGCUGUUUAUUUUUUAAUGAGCAUGCAUCUAAAGAUUCAUGUCCGGUGUGCGAGAGUAGCAGGUGGAUAAAUGAGAAGAAUAAAGGGAAAAAAGUUCCGCAUAAGGUGAUGCGUUAUUUUCCGUUGAUUCCCCGAUUAAAAAGAUUGUACAGUUCAAGGUAUACAGUGGAAGAGAUGCUAUGGCAUCAUACUGGGAGAUCGAAAGAAGAGGGGAUGAUGCGUCAUCCGGUUGAUGGGUUAGCAUGGAAGGAUUUUGAUGCCAGACAUCCAGAUUUUGCAAGAGAUCCUAGAAAUGUUCGUCUGGGCUUGGCUGCCGAUGGGUUCAAUCCAUUUGGCAACAUGAGUUUAUCGUACAGCAUGUGGCCUGUUGUCUUAACGAACUAUAAUCUGCCACCCUGGCUUUGUAUGAAGGAUCAUUAUUUCAUGCUGACUCUUCUUAUUCCUGGGCCAAAAUCACCAGGCAAAGACAUUGAUGUAUUUUUGAGGCCAUUGGUGGAAGAGUUGAAAGAGCUUUGGAUUAACGGGGUGGAAACUAGGGAUGGUAGAAACAAUAGCAUGUUCAAGAUGCGUGCGGCCCUUUUGUGGACGGUAAACGAUUUUCCUGCUCGAAGUAGUUUGUUUGGAUGGAGUGGUCAGGGUUACAAGGCCUGUCCUACAUGCAACGAAGACACAUCCUCUAUCCGAGUGAUUGGUAAGACAUAUUAUGUUGGUCAUAGACGAUUCUUGACCAGUAAUCAUCGGUGGAGAAAGGAUACUCAAUUCGACGGAAAAGUUGAGAGAAGAUGUCCUCCAAGAAAGUUUACUUGUCAGGAUAUCUUAGAUCAAGUUACUGCUCUACCACCUCAAGUCCCGGGGAAACAUGAGAGGUUUGGAGGUUUGAAACGAAAAAGAGGUGCGGAAGAUAGUAACUGGAGGAAAAAAAGCAUCUUUUAUGAACUUGACUACUGGAGUACGAAUGAGUUAAAACACAACAUAGAUGUUAUGCAUGUUGAGAAGAAUGUUUGUGACAGUGUCCUUGGUACUAUCUUGGAUAACGAUAAGUCCAAAGACACUACAAAUGCAAGACAUGAUCUAAAGAAUAUGGGAGUUAGGGACGCAUUGUGGAUAUAUGAAGAUCAGAAUAAAAAGUUAAUGAAACCACAUGCUCCCUACGUGUUGACUCCUGAAGAUAGGCGAGAAUUUCUUCAAUUUCUAAAAGGUGUUAAACUACCAGAUGGUUUUUGUUCGAACUUGAAGAAGAAAGUUACUGAUAAUGACUCAAAUAUCAUUGGACAAUUAUGUUCGCGAACCUUGAAUGUAAAUGAUAUGGAGAAAGCUCAAAGGGAGGUCAUUCACAUCUUAUGCAAAAUGGAGUUGAUUUUUCCUCCAGCUUUUUUUGACAUAAUGAUACAUUUGGUCUUGCAUUUGCCAGAAGAGGCUUUAUUGGGUGGGCCGGUAUUUAUGAGAUGGAUGUAUCCUUUUGAAAGAUACAUGAAGAAGUUAAAAAACUACGUCAGGAAUAAAGCUCGUCCUGAAGGGUCCAUAGCUGAAGGAUAUGUGGCGGAUGAGGCUUUAACAUUUUGUUCCAUGUAUUUCAAAGGUGUGGAAACCAAAUUUAAUUGUCUGGAUCGAAAUGUGGAUAUAGUUUAUGUUCCACGCCACCUAUCAGUGUUUCAAUCUCAAUGUCGUCCAUUGAGUAAGGGACUUCAAGUGUCUCUCGAUGAAAAGACUCGGAAUAUAGCUGAGUGGUUCAUACUGGAGAAUUCUUCGGAAAUUGAAGUCUAUAUGGACGAACACCUUCGUGAGAUCAAACAGAGGGAUCCAUUGGGCGAUCAUAACCUUUUGCACAAAAAAGAGUUUCGUUCCUGGUUUCACGAGAAGAUAUAUGACUUGCACCAGCUCGGGUCAUUAGAGAAUGGAGAUGAGUUGCUAGCUUUAGCAUCCGGAGGUCGAGCUUGGAAAGUUGUUGAAGAAGUGAAUCAUAGGCAAGUUUGGGAUAUUCCGAGCAGUUCUAAUCAAAUUACUGAUAAUGAUGUUGUACAUGACACAAACUCAUCCAAUUUCAUAUUGACUGUUGAGCUUGGGGAGUUGGCUGUUCAACAAUCUAAUCAACCAGCAACAUUCAUAGGCAACAUCGCUCGACCUUAUUCCACUGCUCAAGAGACUGAUGAUUUUAUUAAUGAUGAUGAAGAAGUCGAAGACGUAGAAGAAGCAGAUGAUGAGGAUGAUUUACUUGUUGACCUUAGUGAAGAUGAAAACACCAAUCCUGUUUCACCUUUAGAUGUUGAUUUGUUAAGUGAUGACAGUGACUAUUGUACUUAG